AUGCCAGAGGAGGAAUCAGACUGCACUAUGGACGUUGAGGCCCACGUCACAGAAACACUGAAGAUGAUUGAGGAAUCAGAUUGGUGCAUGGACAUCGAGGCGGACGUCACGGGAGAGCUGACGUCGAAGGAGGAGUCAGACUGGUGCAUGGAUAUCGAGGUGGACAUCACGGGAGAGCUGAUGCCGGAGGAACAAGACCACUUUAUGAAUGUUGAUGCGGACGACAUGGAAAUCAUGCUUAUUGAAGAGGCAGUUCAAGACGUCGUCGACCCAGAGGUCUUCGAUGAAGCCAAUCAGAUGCAGGUGGAUAAACUGUACUAG
This is a messenger RNA of Suillus discolor, 321 nucleotides long. RefSeq lists its product as uncharacterized. The transcript has 5 exons. Bases 1 to 321 code for a protein of 106 amino acids. Lineage: Eukaryota; Fungi; Basidiomycota; Agaricomycetes; Boletales; Suillaceae. The record is from RefSeq and is a predicted model, not a curated record.